AUGGAUGACUUGCAUCCUCUAUACAGAUAUAUUUCUUUGCGGCCAGACAUCAAACGUGCGCCUGCCUUAAAACUGGCAUAUGAAAUCACAAAAGCAAAUCUACAUGGGAACUAUGUGAGAACCUGCAAACUUGCGGAGAAACUGUGUCCUCUUACAUUCUGUGCAUUCUGUUUGUAUCUACCAACACUGCAAAGAGAUGCUUUAAGGGUGAUAGGUCUGGCGUACAGCAGCCGAGCGGGAAGUGUUCCGGCAUCGGUCCUGCGCCGCUGGGUCGGUUUCAGUGACGAGGAGGCAACAAAGGCAGCCUGUGACUAUUAUGGACUCCGCGUUGAAAAAGAUCAAAUCCAUAUUACUAAAGGCGCUUUUAAGAGCGACGCCGAACUGUUUAAACCAAAGAUCGAUAUGCGAGUAAAUUUACGAUUCGAAGAGGUCCUC
Molecule: messenger RNA, 435 nt
Organism: Iphiclides podalirius (scarce swallowtail)
Lineage: Eukaryota; Metazoa; Arthropoda; Insecta; Lepidoptera; Papilionidae
Source: the annotation of a GenBank genome assembly